Aureobasidium uvarum is the source of this 808-nucleotide messenger RNA. NCBI's taxonomy places the organism in Eukaryota, Fungi, Ascomycota, Dothideomycetes, Dothideales, Saccotheciaceae. The record is from the annotation of a GenBank genome assembly.
ACAAACCCUCCUUCUCGUCUCGGGCCUCGCUCUUGCGUCCGCCGCGGACAUCAUGUCUGGGAGCAUCUUUGGAGAUACCAACGACACUGCCCUGGUGGCCGCGCGACACAACCCCAACCGCACAAGUGCAGUAGGCUUCCAGAUGGGCGACCAAAACUUCACAUUCCGCGUCGAUGUUGCAGAACUGACGCCAGACUGGAACACCACCGUACAAAACCCACGUGUCGUGACUUCUUUCUACGCCAUUGAGUGGCAGAGCGGCAAAAGUCUGAACGAUACUGUGGCUGCUGCGGAAGCACUUGCGGAAGGAGUGACUCCUCGCAUCUGCGCGGCACUGCCUCUGAGUCUGUUGUCGGCGUCAGUCAACAACGGCUACAGUAACAAUGACAAUGGAGACUGCACUGGAGCACUCGGAAAAGAUUGCGUGGAAGACCUCAAGAAAGCCAGUUAUGAACCAAACCUCCCAUGCUCACCCACUAUACCCAAAAGCUGUGCUUCUAAACUCGGCACUGGCGGUAUCGGAAGCGCUCCACUGGUCGCUCAAGGAGAAACUCAAAAGUCUCCACUGAGCUUUUUCCGCUGGUCAUCACCGGCAUAUACUGCUGGGAACGACACAGAAUAUACACGGGAAACGGAACGCCUGCACGUGGUCAUAUUUUCAGGAAUGAAUACCUAUCCUGUGUGUCUCCGCGUUGAGACGGAUCAUGUCGACAAAAAGAGUCCCGCAACUUCUGGGGCAGCAAAAAGCUCGAGUGGGAGUUCGAUGUUCUCAGUGAUGCUGGUUAUCAGUGCCGCGUUGUGGUUGGCU